Messenger RNA from Mus musculus (house mouse), 9311 nucleotides. RefSeq names its product growth arrest specific 7 (gene Gas7). Gene Ontology annotation, cellular component: cytoplasm. The transcript is spliced from 14 exons. Lineage: Eukaryota; Metazoa; Chordata; Mammalia; Rodentia; Muridae. The record is from RefSeq and is a predicted model, not a curated record. Bases 2709 to 3770 code for a protein of 353 amino acids.
UUUUUCUUUUUGAGACAGACCCAAACCCUACAACACACACUGGCCUGGACCUCACUAUAUCACUCAGGCAGACCUUGAACUUUCUGGUGGUUUUCCUGCCUCAGCCUCCUGAAUGCUGGGAUUAGAAGACGUCAUCCUCCAGUUUAACAGCUGUUUUCUAUUAUCUCUUAACAGCAGCUGGGCUGAAGGAAGCUUGUCCACAAUUCCUGGACAAGCACUAGCUGUAAGUGCACUUGUCAGGUUGCCCAGGAUUCUCCUUAGGUGAGAUGGCUUCUGUGUAGACUGGGGCCCAGGCAAUGCUCUCAAAGCUGAGGUGGGCCCAGCUGAAUGGCUUUGAAAAGCUACAGGGAUUGUUCUAAUGUCCUGCCAAGACCACAGUGCUAAAGGAACUUGAUUCAAAGCUCAGACAAAUAUGCAAGAAUUUAAGGCUUUUUGUACCUAAUACUGAACUGACUUUGUCUCAGCCUAAAACGCUGAGAGGUUUGUGCCCAGCUGAAUAGCCAUAGGAAGCCAUACAAGCUUACUGAGCAAGGGGCAUAAGGAGUUGGUCAGUACUAUAAGCUGUGUACCCCUUAUCGGAAAAACUUGGCAGGAAACAGAAGUAGGCAGAUCUCUGUGAGUUAAGAGGUAAGCCUGGUUUACAUAGUUUCAGGUAAGCCAGAGCUACAUAGUAACAUUCCCUUGUUUAAGAAUGGGGAAAUGGGAAGUAAAGAAACAGAAAUGGGACCGAAAAUGUUGAGGAUUUUGUAAUGUUUGCAUAUACAUAAUACAGUGUCUUGGGACUGUGACCCAAAUCUAAUGAAUCUGAUAUUAAUACUCACAGCUCAAAUGUAACUUUAUACAAUACCUUCCAUGAUAUUUCUCUUCUCCUUCCUCCUCCCCCUCCUCUCCUCCCUCCCUCUUUCUCUCAGGCCACUCUAGUCUGGGAUUCUCCUCAUCAUUUAACCCUUAUCUUUCAGGGCUGGGACUACAAGUGUGCGCUGUCAUCCCUCCGAUGCAGUUUUGUUUGACGGUGGACUUCUCCAGAGGAACAUCCUGUUAGCACGGACGAUGGUUUGAUUUUGGACUGUAGGUCUUCGAUUAGUGAUGCUCAACUGAUUAUAGCAGUGAUAGUGAAGGGUCCAGCUUUUUAGAGGUUAGGAAAUGUACUUUAAUUUUUAAGCUAGCAAAGAAAGGGGCCCUUUCCCUUAUGUACUCUUGACAUAUGCUUCUUCAGCACCUGAAGUCCACGAAUGUCUCAAGGGCAGGGAACUUGCAAGCCCCUGCUAAUGUCUGCUAAUGUCUGGUGGCUGACUAAAUUGGUGGAUACACCUCAGCAGACCCAUUUUGAAUUCAGGAGGGCUAGACCAUGACAUCCCCAGUUCCCCAACCAUUUCCUGAGAAGCCAAACGGGCUCUUUCUCUCGCCUUUAUUUAACCUUUCCACUAUUUAGCCCCAUCGGCCUGAUUCCAAAACCCAUCAACCCAGAUGACUUACAUCCUCAUCUCCCCACCAUGUCCUCCUCUGAUAUGACACACUGUCACUGGGCUUCCCGGCUUCGGCGCCAGGCUUCAAACCUGUCUUUAUCCAUUGUUCAGUUUCCUGUGAGUCAAGUUCAGCCAGGCUUCAUGCACUACAAUGAUGGUCACAAACACAAUCCCUUGCAGACACCUGGGAGGCAGCGCCGCCUGUCACCCACCACCAGAGCUAAACUGAAGGAACCGAGGGGCGUUCCCAUUCCAGCAGCUCUGGGUGGCGGGGUCGCCCGGGAGUCCCUCUGCCGGGGAGCGCCCGGCCCUCCGCGGGCGUGGCCGGUCUGGCCCGGCCCCUGGCCCGCCCUGGUCGCCUCGAGAGAGUCCCCGCCCGGCCACGGGCCGCCAACCGCGCUCUCUCCGUGUCUUCCCGGGCUCCGCUUGCACCGGACGAGCCCCACAGAGGGGGAUGCUACGCGCACCACCUCCCGGGGCAGUUGCACCUCUCUGCUCACUCCGGCGUCCCCAGCCGCGACACCCCGGGGAAGUUGUCUCGUGAGCCCGCCGCCCCCGGGUCUCCUCCUCCUGAGCCCCGCCCCCCGCCCAGCGCGGGGGACCGCACAGCCGCCCGGCCCGGGGGCGUCGCCGCUCGCUCUCCGGAGCCGGUGGAGCCCACGAAGCCAGCUCUGCUGGCGAGCGUCCGCUUCCCUGCAAGCAGCGCGCGUGGCUCGGCGGCCCGGAGACCCCUGCGCAACCCCGCCACGGCGCGCGCCCAAAGCGCGGGAGCCCGGAGCACCGGGCGCCUGGGACCCCGCGCAGCCGCUGGCCAGCCCGCGGGGCUCGGCAGGGAUGCGGGCUGUGCUGUGAGACCGGGCGCCAGGGCCAUGGCCGGCGCCCGCUGCCGGACCCUGUACCCCUUCUCCGGGGAGCGGCACAGCCAGGGGCUGCGCUUCUCUGCGGGCGAGCUGCUCACGCUGCUCCAGGUCCCGGACGGCGGCUGGUGGGAAGGCGAAAAGGACGACGGGCUCCGUGGCUGGUUCCCCGCCAGCUACGUGCAACUACUAGAGGGAGAAGGCAAACAGCCAUGUUUAUAGGCUGCACCCCAUGAGAGAAGGCUAACGGGAGUGGUUUGAAGGUCUCUGACAUCCCAGGAGCAGAAGCCUGGGAUGGUCCCCCCUCCGCCAGGAGAGGAGAGCCAGACGGUCAUCCUUCCACCCGGCUGGCACAGCUACUUGUCUCCUCAGGGCCGCCGUUACUAUGUCAACACGACUACCAAUGAGACCACCUGGGAACGUCCCAGCAGUUCUCCUGGGAUUUCAGCCAGCCCUGGCCCUCACAGGAGCUCUUUGCCUACAACAGAACCUGGGAUCCUCAUCGCCAGGCAGGAAACAGAGCAAGGAAAACACCAUCACCAUCAACUGUGUGACAUUCCCUCACCCGGACACGAUGCCUGAGCAACAGCUGCUCAAGCCCACCGAGUGGAGCUACUGUGACUACUUUUGGGCGGACAAGAAGGACCCACAAGGCAAUGGCACGGUGGCUGGCUUUGAACUGCUGCUGCAGAAGCAACUGAAAGGCAAGCAGAUGCAGAAGGAGAUGUCCGAGUUCAUCCGGGAAAGGAUAAAGAUUGAAGAAGAAUAUGCAAAGAACCUGGCUAAGCUCUCUCAGAACUCCUUGGCUGCCCAGGAGGAAGGCUCCUUGGGAGAGGCAUGGGCCCAAGUAAAGAAGAGCCUGGCAGAUGAGGCUGAAGUUCAUCUCAAGUUCUCUGCCAAGCUCCACAGCGAGGUGGAGAAACCCCUGAUGAACUUCAGAGAGAACUUCAAGAAAGACAUGAAAAAGUGCGACCACCACAUCGCUGACCUCCGUAAGCAGCUGGCAAGCCGCUAUGCCUCAGUGGAGAAGGCCCGCAAAGCCCUCACAGAGCGGCAGAAAGACCUGGAGAUGAAGACCCAGCAGCUGGAGAUCAAGUUGAGCAACAAGACCGAGGAGGACAUCAAGAAGGCACGGAGGAAGUCCACUCAGGCCGGAGAUGACCUCAUGCGCUGUGUGGACCUCUACAACCAGGCCCAGUCCAAGUGGUUUGAAGAGAUGGUGACGACCACACUGGAACUGGAGCGGCUGGAGGUGGAGAGGGUGGAAAUGAUCCGACAACAUCUGUGCCAGUACACACAGCUGCGGCACGAGACGGACAUGUUCAACCAAAGCACAGUCGAGCCUGUGGACCAACUGCUGCGAAAAGUGGACCCAGCCAAAGACAGAGAGCUAUGGGUCAGAGAGCACAAAACAGGCAACAUCCGCCCAGUGGACAUGGAGAUCUAGAAGUGACUGUAUGGUCCGGGGGGUUCCUGCUGAGGAGAGGGGCUGAGGGUCCCAUGGAGAAGGGGCUGUAUCUGCCCUAUUACCUGCUAACCUAUACACUGAGAAGGAAGAAAGGAGCCAGUGAUUCCAGGAGGAGGAGGGCCCGGCCAGGGACUCCCCAGUAUUUCCAGGCCAUAAUGGUGGACCCACAGCCCUGACUUCACCUAGAAGACUGAAGCCUCCCCCUCCAACUCCCAUGCUGUGCGUGUCCCUCUGAGAACCAACUGAGGCUAGAACCCUAGGGUCCCUGCUGAGUUCCACAGGGGUGGCCAUCACACACCUGUAUCCCUGGUAUCUAAGGCCUGUCCUCUAGUGCGAUUGUCAUCUCCAGGACUAUGAAAGAGGGAGGGUGGCGGUGUCUCUGUCUGCAAACAGUGUCAGGAUCAGAAUCAAGGACAGGAGGCAAAGUGAAGUUCACACCCAGCACCCACAACCUUUAUCAGUCCUCCCGACUCCCCACCCUUUUGCAUUCUGGGAGCCCACAUCUAUUUUUUACACCCCCCCCCACAAGAGGGGUGGAGUUUCUUCCCAACCCAAAUCUGGAGAGGUCAGAAUGGAACUACCUCAGUUGGCACAAACAGAUCAUGGCUCCUAUCAGUCUCAGAUUCCAGAUCUAGCAUUCCAGAUCUGAAUUUCAGAUUCAGAUCAGGCAUUGGCUGUAAAGUCUACCACGAAGUCCCAAUCUACCCUUCCCUCAACCUCUUUCUCAAGGAGGAAACUCCCCACCUCACCCUGACAACCCUUGAUGUUUCCCAAAGUCUUUAGACAGCUGUGUGCAUGUUCAAAGACUUCAGGGGUGGAGUCUCACAAAGUCUUGUUUGACACAUGCCCCCCCCCCCGCCCCUCAACACUGUCGCACCCUUGACCAGCACUCCUCUGUGCUGACUUCAGGCCCUGUGUGACAACAGUAAGAGCUGGGUUUUGUUAUUCUCUAGAAUGGCUCCAGCUGUGGGUGUGCACAAUGAGGGAGGAACUGCUUUCCCCCUUACUGUCAUUGGUCAGUGGAGCAGAUUCUCAUGGCUGUAGGUAGUUGCUACACAGGAAGCGAAGGAACUUUGGGGAGUCACAAGGUGAGUGGGUAGGGGGGUGAAGAAUUCUAGCUGGAAACUUGUACGGGGGUGAGGGGGGACAUUUUUUCUCAUCUUUCCCACAGAUGACUCUGUAUUUGACCUGUCUAUCUUCUCCAAGGGCAAAAAUCCUCUAAAUGCCACUCACAUCUUUCAGUCUCACAAUGCACAUCACGGAUAGCUUACUAAUCUUGGACCUUCUGGCAGCCCAUCCACAGAACCAUCUCUCAUGGUUGUUAGCAAGAUGCCUAACACACUCAAGCAAACUAAGCACUGUCACUUUCCUUUCUGAACCAUCUCAGCCAAAAAGGCCACCAUGAGGACAUCUCACCAACCUGUGCUCAGCAUGAACUGUGACAUCAGCCUUUGAUAGUAGGACAUUAUUUCUUGAUUUCCUUAUUAAAAGAAAAAAAUGGGUGCUAGUGGUAAUUUGCUUUGUGGCUUAGCAACCUAGUUUGUGAGUGAUGGUCAAGCUCCAAGUCUUGUCAUACACAGGGGGUUGGGUAUCACAGUGUAGCUCAUGACUUUGUUCCCUCACCCCACCCCCAAUCCAAAAGGUUCAGAGUCCCCCGAGAUGACACUUCCUCCAGCAUAACCCCAGUUGGCUGACGUGAGCCUAUUCCAUCUGAGGCCAUUCUCUCUUUGGUUCCUUUCUAAUCUAUCCACACAUGCCUUUCCCUUCUUUGAUCCCCUCCCUUCCAUUGUUCAUUCAUGAAGAGUUUUGUUAGAGACAAGCAAUCUGUAAUCCCUCACCUGAAGACCGCAGACUGCAGCUCUGUCAUGCGAGGAAGCGCUCAAGUGUCCUGUGCGAACCCCUCGCCUCUUCCUGAGAUAGACUUGGCUCUCCCUCUUGGAUACUCUGCCCAUUGAGUUCUCGGUGGUACCAGCUACAUGCCAGUUCCUGAGCAUCCUUUAUGUGCAUUUGCAUUCUCAGUGGUCCUGCCUGUAUGCUGGUUCACAUCCAUCUUUUCAUCUGCACACUCUUUUUCUCGGCGAAUGCUUGGAACUGGGUGCUGAGUGCUGGAACUAGCCUUGUGUCUAUGAGGGCACCCUUCAGCUCACUCCACCCCCCAGGUAGACAGGUGCAUUUUGACCCUUCUGGACAGAAGAAACAAUGUGUUUUCCACCCCACCCAAUGGGAUUGUUGAAGUAUUAACUGUGCUAAGAGAUCUUGACACAGCAGUAAGAUUCCAGUCUCCUUAUUACCAAACUCUCAACUCAUACGCAGCUUCAAUUUCCGAAAUGGCUUCAAAUAGGGAGGGUAAGAACAUGGAGGAGGGGGGUGCCAGGAAAUGAUACCCAGAACUAUGAUCGUGAUAGAGUCGAGUGUCCAACUACCUUCACAGCACCCAGUGAUCAAGGUGAUGACGGUUGAGAACCUGAAAGUGCAUACUGAGUUGAGUGUUCAGGCUGCUGUCCUUGGUCUCUCUGCAGUUCUGGGGACCCAACCAAGAGUCACGUGUCUAGGCCAGUGCUUUACCACUUAGCUAUACCCAGUCCUGUGUUACCUUGCUUUUGUGAACACGUCACUGCAUAGGUUCUGAGAGGACCUGGCUGGGUUUAUUUAAGAGUGGGAGAGCAUCCAUUGUCCAAACUGAGAGCAGCAACAGCCCUCUCUUCCUGCCCCCACCUAGGAGUGCCAAUACACUUAAGCUUUGUCUGCAAAACCCUGAUUUUUUUUUUAAAUCUAAAAUGAAUGACUUUCAAAAAUGGGUUGGUUACCAUGGCAACCUCCAGGAAGAGAUACUCGUUACCCUUCAUUAUUUUCUAGCACUUUUGAACAGUCCCACAGUGCACAGGCCAUUUGAAGGAUGUAGAUGGCAGCCCUGGGCUGUCUCUGCUAUGGGGUGACCUUUCUACCUCCACACAAGACCCUGUUGACUCAGGAGGAUCUCCGCAAUGGUUGAUUAAUAGCUGAAGCAAAGUAUCCAAAUUUGUGACAAGGGUUUGUGUGUAUCCCCUCCGUGAAAUCCAGCCAAUUAUCAGGGUAGAAGAUGGGUGCAUGAGAAUCUUGGCUCAGCCAAAGCCCCUUCAUGGAAAUACAAGCCAUAAAAUUCAAAAGGUGUCAAAAGACCUUGGCUUGUUUGGGGGUUUGUUCCCAUCCAUGAGUAGAGUUGACAAGAAGAAUUUAAACGGGAGUCUGAAGACCUGCUGUUACUAGAAAGUUAAGAAAGGCGCUUUACAGAUAUAAAGAAAGGGAACAUGACAGCUGCCUGAUGGCUUAGCCUGGAGACCUCCUCAUUGCCAAAGUUGUUCCCAUGCCACAAAGCAUCUCUCCACCCCCUUUUCAAGGAAUGCAGUUCUACAAACUGAUCUCCUUAACCACAACCAAGAUAGGCAUGUCACCAUGUCAAUUCCCCUUUUCUUAGCAACCAGUUCAAUGUUCUGCCCCUUCAAUCUUACCUUUUCCUACAAUGCCAUGUAAGUGGGGUCAGCCAUGAUGUCAUGUGUGUCAGUAGAGGGUCUCCUCUCCCUGCUGAGUAGUAUUCUAUCAUAUGGAUGGGCCUCGGGAUUUUCUUAGUUUUAAAACGAGUUGGUUUUUUUUUUUUUUUUUUUUUUUUUUUUUUUUUUUUUUUUUGCCCUGGAACUCAUAGCCCCAAAUCUCCAGUUUGUUUGUAUAACUGCUUCCAACCCACUGCUUCUUAUGUUGCUGGGGCUCCUUCCACGGACCCCAGCUGUGCCCUCAAGUUGGUGAUUCUAGUUUGGGCUCAAUGAAGGAAGCAGGAAGGGGCAGCAACUGAAUGUCACUCUCCACUGCUGCAGCAGUAAAUCUCUCAGUAAAAGAAGACCCUCUCCCUCAGGGGACUGUCACCUCAGUCCUCGGUAGUUCUGUAAUUUAUUGAACAUUGGCCCUUGGGUAUAGCUUGACCCUUCCCAGAAUCUGUUUUGCCAUCUGCCAUUUGAGGGUGCUUGUUCUAAACAGCCUUUGAGGGUUUUACCCCCUGUGUCUCUUCCCUCCCCAUUGCCUAUUUGCACCCUAUGCAUGUGGUCAUAUGUAAGCUGGAUCAUCUCCACAGCUGUGACCAGAAAUCCUCACGAAGGGCACAUUUCUAGGUAGACCCAAAUGGAACUAAAUCAUGUCACAAGCUGAGAGAAUUACUGAGUUCCUCUCAGGACCCCUGAAGAAGCUAUAAGUCAGUACCAGUAGCUUCAGGGUCUGUCGUAGGAGCGAGGACAACUGUAAACACAGGGUCCGCUGAUCAAGUCCUUCUUGCUCAUUGCAGUUUGAUUUGCCAGCAGUCAUACUGAGACUAGCUUGAUCCUACACCUGUUAGACAGUGGCAGAGAUAGGCCCAAGCUAAGUGGAGGCCAGGCCAGGCUGAGGGUGGGGCCCUCUGGGACCUAGUCCUCUAAGCUGUCUUUGUUAGAUACUGCUGAGUGAAAGGUGGACCGAGAAGGCUCUUGUGAAGCUCCAGGUAGACGGGAAUGUUCCUCGGUUCAGGUGAGAGCCAGAUCUAGAGAGUCAGAACCCGGGGGUCUUGAGAUAGGAGGCAAAGCAGCUAUGGAAGGGCUUUUGCUGGUUAAUCAUUUCUGAGGUGAAAGACCUUCUUCUCAGGGGGCAGGCUCCACCAGGAAUGGAGGAUCAAUCGCUGUAAUAUUCUAGUGUUGAGUGUAGCUCUUGGGGUCUGAACUAUGGAGGCUUGGUUGGGGAAUGUGGAUGCCCUUAGAUCCUUUUCUGGGUGAUAAUAGGGAUGUGGGCCUUUUGUGUUUAAGGAGAGUUUCUAAUAGGGCUGUGCUGGUAGAGUGUGAAGGGCCAGAGUCACAGUAUGGCACCGAGGCAGAAGGGAAGAGCUGAGACUGGCCCUGCCCUGCUUCUCAGUCUGUUCCACAUCCUAAGGUCACACCCUGUCAGGACUUCUUCGUACUCACCUGUCCCUUCCUGCAGCUUCCUUGACAGACAGGUUCUUGGACCCAGGCACCAACAUUCCAAGGGACACCAGCCAACCUGGGUGAGGGCCCGACUCUGUAUGUCUUCCCUUCCCUGGGGGGGGGGGGGGGCGGGAAGAGAUGUCCGAAGCAUUCCCUUGCAACCCGAGCACAUCAGCGAACCCCACGAAAGUGGAAUUUUCUAACAAAAUAAACUUGCUCAUUUGGUCCGUUUUCUGUAACUUUUGCUAAACACUUUAUACAUUUUUAAUGUUGAAAAGCAGUGUCUCCUGCCAGAACUCCUCACCCAGGAUGAAUGUGUUUACUCCACGCUGUAUAUCUUUCCAUGCUCCGGCUGCCUGGACCAGUAAAUAAAAUGGAUGUAAUAUAAGUUGUAAGUAACGUUGUCAAAACUCUGAUCCCGAUGGAGGCUGCACGCCUCCCCCACCCCAUGAUAGCAUCUGUGUGUAUUAAUUCUGAAGAAUUAAAUGUUUAAAUUAGAGUUUAAAUGUUGACGGCGUUUGCUAUGUAUAAUUGCCCCUACACCGUUAUAAAGUGUUUUCAGGAA